UAGGCUGUACCGUUCCAGAAAGUCUCCAGAAAUGGAAGAGAUCAGACCUACUCGUUUAAAAAUAACUACAGCAAAUAAUUUCAGGGAGCCAAGUCCACAGUAUAGUGAUGGAUGGGAGUCACCACCCAGGUUGCCUUCAAGAGUGCCAGCAGCAAGGGCCCCUGCAACAAGGGUCACAGCCUCAAGAGCUCCACCUCCUCGAGUGCCUGCUAGAAUAGCAACCAGGUCUCCUGUCAAGAAACGGCCGGCAUAUGAUGAUGAGGAUGUGGAAACUGUCACUCGCCCAAAGAAGAUGGCUCCUCUGUCAUCUGGUCUAAUGGCACGCCUUGAUCAGCCUCAAAGGUCUAGUGCUCCUCAGGGAUACAAGGUAUUGGUUACUAAUCUGCACCACUGUGUUAGUGUUGAAGACAUGGAAGAGCUGUUUGGUACUAUUGGACCAAUUAUCUCUGCUCGAAUAGUGAGAGAGGGCAUUGCCGAAGCAGUUUUUCUGAACGAGGAGGAUGCUUUCAGAUCAGUUGAGGUAUUCAACAACAGGCAGUUAGAUGGACAGCCUAUGAGUGUAACUGUUGUUAACAAAAAGUCAUCCUCACUAUCAGCACCACCACCUCCACCAAUUCCUGCAAACCCUAGAACUCAAACCAAAUCUGUUUUAAAAGCUGCAAGAGGGCGCACGGGUUACUAUGUGUGAGAGUAAGUCUUGUAAGUUGACCCCUUUUUUCACUUGUUGAACUUUGUAUGAAUAUGGCAUUAUUGCCCUUGGUAUAAAAAAAAUAAAUAAAUAAAUAAAGAUAAAUGAAAUGAAUCAAUAUAUGAAUAGAUUAGGUAAAGAAAUGCAUAUUGUUGUCAGAAUGCUCUUAACGUUAAAUCAAGUUUUUGUUGCUCUCUAUCAAGCACUAAGUAAG
This is a messenger RNA of Penaeus indicus, 902 nucleotides long. RefSeq names its product polymerase delta-interacting protein 3-like. The record is from RefSeq and is a predicted model, not a curated record. Gene Ontology annotation, molecular function: mRNA binding. The coding region runs from base 32 to 688 and encodes 218 amino acids. Gene Ontology annotation, biological process: mRNA export from nucleus. The transcript is spliced from 6 exons. Lineage: Eukaryota; Metazoa; Arthropoda; Malacostraca; Decapoda; Penaeidae. Gene Ontology annotation, cellular component: nucleus.